This is a messenger RNA of Paramecium primaurelia, 361 nucleotides long. The record is from the annotation of a GenBank genome assembly. Lineage: Eukaryota; Ciliophora; Oligohymenophorea; Peniculida; Parameciidae.
AGGUUGUGGUGAAUAUGACAAAAAUGGAUUAAAAAAUGGAUAUUGGAUAGAAUUAAGUGAUGAUUUCUGGAUGUAAAUAUGCUCAAUAUUCAAGUCUACAUAAAAUAAUUUUUUGUGGAACAUAUAAAGAUGGAUUUAGAAUAGGUACUUGGGAAAUUCAUAAAUAUAAAUUAUCUAAUUAAGAAUUUGAGAAAAAGUAUUAAAAUAUAUAAUUAAUUAAAAGAGGAGGAGGAGAUUAUGAUGAGAAUGGAAGAAAGCAUGGAAUAUGGAUAGAUGUCAGCACUGAUAUUUAUAGGUUAAAGAAUUAAUUAUAAUUUUCAGGAAUGAUCUGAUAUUCAUUCAAGGAGAGUAUAUAAAUGGA